Boleophthalmus pectinirostris (great blue-spotted mudskipper) is the source of this 4530-nucleotide messenger RNA. Its product is annotated as ceramide kinase-like. The record is from RefSeq and is a predicted model, not a curated record. Gene Ontology annotation, molecular function: kinase activity. The transcript is spliced from 13 exons. The coding region runs from base 176 to 1828 and encodes 550 amino acids. Lineage: Eukaryota; Metazoa; Chordata; Actinopteri; Gobiiformes; Gobiidae.
UUUGUCAGUAAAAAGAAAAGCUGAAAUCCGCUACUCGCCGAUCCACGAUUUACCUGCUUCUAUUAUCAAUUAUUCACGGUCUGGAGGCGAUCCGGACCUACAGAGCUAUCAUGUCCGCACUCAGGUAACCUUCCCCCAGGCUGCUGCUGCUGUCGCCUCCUCCUCCGGAUGAAGGAUGGAGAGGCCGAGCAGGCUGCUGCUGUUGUCCGAACUUCGCGUCAGAAACACGGCUUACGAAGUGAGCCUGAGCCGGUCCUUGCUCACCUGGAAAAAACAGGCUUCUAGUCCUGUCUAUCAUCCGUUUAAACCAAGUCUGUGUCGCAGCGUAGCGGUGUCUGAAAUCGUCUCGGUUCGUGAGGAAGAGGAGAACAGCAGCAAAGACAAUGGCAGCUGGAGGAAGAUCAGAGAGAGACAGGAGAGGGAUUGCAGGCAGGCCUUCACUGUCUCGUAUGUGGAGCGAGGGCGCAAUCACCGCUGGCGGUGUGCAGAGGUCACUUUUGUCUGUCCCGACGCAGUUCUGUGUCAGCGCUGGGUCCUCAGCAUCAGGGAGCAGCUGGCUGCCCUCAGCUGCAGACCCAAACAGCUGCUCGUCUACAUUAACCCUUAUGGAGGGAAGAAACAGGGAAAACGCAUUUAUGAACAGAAGGUGGCGCCACUGUUUGCUCAGGCUGGGAUCUCAACACAAGUCAUUGUGACGGAGUAUGCCAACCAUGCAAGGGAUCAUCUGAGGACUGACGCAGAACUAAAGCAGUUUGAUGGCGUGGUGUGUGUGGGCGGAGACGGCAUGUUCAGUGAGAUCAUCCAUGGUUUGAUCUGGAGGACACAGGUUGACAGUGGAGUGAACCCCAACAGCCCAGAGGAGGCGCUGCAGCCCUGUUCUCUGCGCAUAGGCAUCAUACCUGCAGGAUCCACAGACUGUAUCUGUUUUGCCACAGUGGGUACCAACGACCCCGUGACUUCUGCACUUCACAUCAUUGUGGGGGACUCGCAGCCGAUGGACGUGUGCUCUGUUCACCAUAACGACAUGUUCCUUAGAUACUCCGUCUCUUUGCUCGGUUACGGUUUCUUUGGCGACGUGUUGAGUGACAGCGAGAGAAAGAGGUGGAUGGGACCGACCCGAUAUGACUUCUCAGGUCUGAAGAUGUUUCUCACUCAUCACUGUUAUGAAGGAACUGUGUCCUAUCUACCAGCCAAAGACAUCAUGGGAACUCCGCGGGACAAAGUCAGGUGUCGUUCUGGCUGUGUGAUCUGUGAACACAAUGGACAGGUUUUUACACAGAAAGGUGAAAAGUACAAGCUGGAUGAGUCCUUUGACACUGAAGGUGACGAUGAGUGGCGCUUGGUAAGGGGUAAGUUUUUGGCCAUAAACGCGGCGAGUAUGAGCUGUGCUUGUCCCCGCACGCCCAAAGGCCUGUCUCCGGCCGCUCACCUGGCCGAUGGCACCACAGACCUCAUCCUGGUCCGGAAGUGCUCCCGCUUUGACUUCCUCCGUCACCUCAUUCGUCACACCAGCAAAGACGACCAGUUUGACCUGGCGUUUGUGGAGGUUCAUCGCGUCAGUCGUUUCCGCUUCAUGCCCCGUCAGUGUCAGAGCGACUCAGACCUGAACCUCCAGGAGUUCCACAAGAGGCAGAUUUUUGGGCCUCUGUGCAGGGACCACCCGGCAUGUGGCUGCAGCCCACACUACAGCAGCUGGAACUGUGACGGAGAGGUGCUCAACCACACUGCCAUAGAUGUUCGGGUGCACUGCCAGUUGAUCAAGCUCUUCGCUCGUGGGAUAGAAGAGAUGACCGUUUUUGAAGAAGUUACCAACCCCUGUGCAAUUUGAGACCCCCACAGCCACCCACUGUACGCAUUUCUUGUUUCCUGUUAUGUCCGGCUCAAAGUUAUGACAUCACUGCCGUCACUCGAGUCACCUCUAGCCUCAGCAUAUUAAAAAAAGCCUCAGCAUAUUAUAUUUUCAUAGCAAAUUUGGUCAAAUGGAAAAUGAGGAAAUCCAAACCAGCUUUAAAUGGGUAAAUAAAUGGAUAAUAUGCCAGGUUUAGUUUUUUUUUUAAUGAUUAAACAUGAAAUUUGGUAUUUGAGUAAUCCAUACAUUUCAUUGGUUUAAACAUUUCUUAACAUUUGUCAGCAUUAAAUAAGUGCAGUAGCUUGAGUUCUAACAAUUGUAUACCUCGAUUUCUUUAUUUUUGUGUUUUAACUGCUUAUAGUAUUAAAAAUUAAGACUUAUUCCUUUUAACUUAGAUUUUGUUACAUAUAGAUUAACUCUAUUUGCACUUUUUGUCAUUGAGAUCUGCUAUGUACUUGUCAUUUAUUGCUUCUGUGGUUUGAUUUCCAUUAUCACCAUGUUCAUUUUUGUGCUGGUCGCCUUUCCUAGAUCUGCUAAUUAUCCAUGCUUGAGACUGGCGCAAUAUUCAAGUCCACAAUAACCCACAACACUAACCAAUGCAGAAUAACCAGCUCUUUAAGGGAUCUGUUCAUGUUAUUAUUUUUGUACUAUUUUUAUUGUAGAAUCGGUUUUCUAGUCUUUUGUCAAAUUAUAUUACUUUAAGCUUUAAUAGUAUUUUUUACAGGCAGGCAUUUUAGGGGGGAAAGUUGACAUUUUUUGGCAGUCAGGCUGGUUCAGUUCUUCCAUGAUUUCUGCUCUUUAUGCAAAACACAGCAAAAGUUUAAAAGUAGCCUUUAAUGAACAGAAACUUCCACUAACCUAAACCAAACCAGAACAGAUAUUUUAUCCAUUGUCAAAUUAACAGUCAUACUACCUUCAAAAUACCUGGGUGAUACUCAAAUCUAUCUAAAUUUCUCUGUGAAGUUUUAAUGUACACAAUAAUUUCAAGUUGAAGUAUUUAUCUUAUCCUGAAAAAAUGCAUUGCAAAUAAUGAAUUUUAAAAUGUAUUACCUUGUUAGUUAGUGGAAGUUUAAUUGAUAAUCAUUUUAGAAGGAUGCUGUUUUACUGAGUCUAUGACCUGCUGUUAGCCAUUAGCCGCUAACACCUUUCUGUAGCAGCUUUAAGGCUCCAUCAUUUGCUUCCUCUCUGCUUAUGUUAGAGCUGGCCUCUCAUUUACGUAGAGGGAGAACUGGUAGCUAUUUUGCAAGCGGUGCUCCAUUUAAACGGCCAUUUCUCAAAACCAAUGAAUUUUCAACUGAAUAUUACCAAAUAGCCUACAAUGUUGUUAUGUAGCUGCAUGUCUUUCUAUUGGAGCUGUUGAUUUACUGUGUGACAUUAUUAUCCAGCAACUUGUAGUAGACAAUGAAAGACAGUACUGUGCAAAUAAAGCAAGUUAUUGUUUCAAUGAGUAGAAAAGGGGCAAAUGCAGAGAUGCAGGCUAAUAUUACAAGGUAGAUCCAUGUAGCACAGACAUCUGCUAAGGCGUUGGUCCUAUAUUGCAGUGAUAGCCUAAUUGCACCUGAAAGCUGUUUAUUUCAGAAUGGAUCUGUGACGUUUAAACUCCACAAAUUGUGUGAAAGAAAAUCACUCAUCUAGAAAGCACCAUAGUCUGAAUAAAAUGUAGGAAAAACAUGGCAUGCAUCAUAACUCUUCUCUCUGUUAACUGCAUUUGUCUCACUAAAAUAUUUGCACAGUAUUGUUAAUUUCCAUAAACAUUCUGAUGCUGUACAAUCGGUUUGAAAAGUUUUGCAUCUACUUGCUGUAAAAAAAAAAAAAAAAACAUAACCAAACCUGCAAAAGUAUAUAUUUUUGAACCAGAAGAAUUACAUUUUAUUGUAUUGUACAAUAUUGUGUUGAUAAUUGUACAUCUAAGGUGGUAUAGAGCCAAGAUCAGUGAAGGAGUUGAAAGAUUUGCUCUGGUCAAGUUUUGAACAGCAACUGGCUAUUGUCAGUACAUUGUGAUAAAUGUGAGCAUUCCUUAUUUUGUGUUUCAAAAUGUAGACUGUAGAAAUAGUGGACCAUAUUUGAAAAAGAUAUAUAUUUAAUAUGUAAAAUGUUAAUGUAUUUUGUUCCAUAAACAUGUAUACUUUCAGUUUUGUGAAAUUUUAGGUUUUAAGUUUUGGCCCUCUUUUGAAUUUAUUUAUUAAUUUUUUUUUGUGUUAUUCCAGAUGCCAGGAGUACUACAAAACUGUUCUACAUAUAUAAACUUUGUUUCACAUUUACAAUAAGAAAAUAGAAUAAUUGGUAGAUAGAUGGUCCACUGUUUUUACUGAACAACCAAAUCCAAUUCUUGACUGACAUGAAAAUUGCCAAGUAAAAUGUUUGCUGGAAAAGGAGACUGAUCCUCUUGCUGAAGUUUUGCUGUUACGUAACGAUAUUGAUAAAACAUGAAUAUAUUGUUAUGAUAUAGAAAAUGUAGAAUAAAUGAUUGUACAUGUAUCUUUUUUAGUGCUGCGUGCAGCUAUUUUCUUUCUAAUUGUUUAGCAAUGGUCAUGAAUUUAACCAAAUGAUAUCUUUCAAUCCAAAAUAGUUGUAAUCUUCUGGCUGUAGCAGACUGAGCACUCGUCUAACUGAUGCAGUCUACCUGAUGAUAAUCUCCUGCUGUAGCUCUUCAUGUGAAAAUAAAAAUAUGUUUAAGUUGA